UUUCUGAGUUAAUAUGGCUGGAAGUACUACCUUUUCGUGGGUCAAUUCCUGCAUUGGGGACAAAACCGUCCCACCCAUGGCCGUCCCGAUGGGUUUCGAUGCCCAAGGUCAUCCCAUUUACAUUGAACGAGCCCACUUUAAUAACGAAUUGACCCCCGCUCACGUCGUUCCAGCAAGACGAGUCGCCUAUGUACCUCACAAUGGGAAAGAACAUAUCGUGGAAAAUUAUCAACUUUUGUGUAUAAACCUGAAAUGGGUGCCAGCUCAAGGGGGACAAGUACCUCCAGGGGCGGUACAAACUGGACACAAUAAGGAUGGAUCUCCGUUGUAUGUGGGCAGAGUGUGUCAUGGUGGGGCCUGGAUUGUCGGAAAGAUACAUCCAAAGUUUUCUGUUUGUUGCUUUCCUUGUCAUGGUCAAGAGUUAACGGCCGAUAAAUACGAAGCCCUGGUGUGCCAUAUGUGAACAUGGUUUCUUAGCAACAAAGAAGAGUCAUUUAGAAGAAAUGAGCAUUCAUUCUGCAUUUUUUGUCUUCAUAUUUGCUUGUAACACACUUAGAUUUAUAAUAUACUUACUUUAAGACGAAA
Zophobas morio is the source of this 585-nucleotide messenger RNA. RefSeq lists its product as uncharacterized. The record is from RefSeq and is a predicted model, not a curated record. Bases 14 to 463 code for a protein of 149 amino acids. NCBI's taxonomy places the organism in Eukaryota, Metazoa, Arthropoda, Insecta, Coleoptera, Tenebrionidae. The transcript is spliced from 4 exons.